This is a messenger RNA of Oncorhynchus keta (chum salmon), 3891 nucleotides long. RefSeq lists its product as uncharacterized. The transcript is spliced from 4 exons. The coding region runs from base 221 to 1096 and encodes 291 amino acids. The record is from RefSeq and is a predicted model, not a curated record. Gene Ontology annotation, molecular function: serine hydrolase activity. Lineage: Eukaryota; Metazoa; Chordata; Actinopteri; Salmoniformes; Salmonidae.
UUCGGAUGUAGGCACGAUUUCACCGGGUUGUCUAUAAAUAACCCCUUUCGUGUGGGUUUGUGACAUGUGUACCACAGUUUCUGAUGAGUACUUCGGGGACGUUGGGGCGGGGCACUUUGACACAAAAUACGUUUUCACAGACCAAAGCCUUCACCACAGUUGCCUUACAGCACCACCUCCAGGCUCCCUAAACCCUGCACUCUGAAUCCCUGCUGUCACCAUGCAAGCCCGUAGGGUCACCGUUCACCGCAUCAGCAAGACCGUCACCUUGUACCUGAAUGACGCAGCCUCCCCUAAACCCUCCCCUGGCCCUCUGUCUGCCCUGAACGAUGCAGCGAGUACCUCUCCAUCCCUAGCCCUUACCUCUGCCCCAACCAAGCCCCUGCUGCUGAUGCUGCCCUGGUUGGGGUCGCGACCUCAGGCUGUGGCCAAGUACUGUGAGAUCUACUUCCGUACAGGCUUUGACGUGCUCAUAGUGGAGAGUGCGGUGAGUCAGUUUCUGUGGCCUCGCUGGGGCCUGGACUACGGGGCGAGGGUACUAGAUCUCCUGCAGAGUGACUGCUUUGUGUCACGCCCCCUGCUCGUGCACGCCUUCUCCAUAGGAGGGUACACCUUCACCCAGCUGUUGGUGCAUGUGUCCCGCGACACACAGAAGUACUACGGCUUCACUCAGAGGAUCAGAGGCCACAUCUAUGACAGCCUUGUGCUGGGCUCACUGGAGAGGAUGGCUACAGGUCUAAGUAAGAUCCUGCUCCCCCGGCUAGAGAGCCAGGUGAAAUGGGCCAGUAUGCUCUACUUCAGAGCAUUCAAACACCACACAGUCGACUACUUCAACAACGGCAUUGAUGUCUUCUGGAAUAACCCUGUCACCGCACCCGCUCUCGUCUUCUUCUGCCAGAACGACGCACUGUGCGACCCGGAGGGCAUGGAGGAGAUCAUCGCCUACUGGAGAAAACGAGGGAUGGAGGUGACAGACAUGAAAUGGGAGGAGUCAACACAUGCAGGCCACCUGAGACGACACCCCCAGGAGUACCUGUCUACCUUGGAGACCUUCCUAAAGACUCUCGGUAUGGUCCCUCUCAAGGCCAAGAUGUGACGCUAGGCAGGACCCACACAGCUGUGGUCUGGUUCAGAAACAAUCCCUAACCCUAUCCACUACCCCUUAGGUCCUCGGCAUGGCCCCUAGCAAGGCCAAGUGACAACAGGGCACAGCUGUGGUCCAGUCCAGAAAUAGCCUCUAGCCCCUACCCCCUAAGCACUCAGGACCCCCUCAAGACCAGGAUGUGACUGCAGGACGUGACAGUUUGCACUUCACUUACCUACAAGUUCCACGUUUGAGUACUCUAGGUAUAGUGGGGACUUAUUGUAUACAGUUUUACAUUAUUGGAAAAACAGUAAAUUAACUCUUGUUUAGUAGACUUUUCGCAAAAGGAGUCAUUGUUUAGAUUUUUCGGAAUUGUACCAGAAAUGUCAUGUGAUAUAGCCUCUGCAUUACGUAGGUUACGUAGUGCUCUGAAUACCUCAACAUCACCAAUCUCUAAUAGUAUCCACUUCAUUUUCAAACGCUUUUAAACACUGAAGCCAAACUUCCUCCUCAUUAUCAUAGUUUGUAUGCUCGCCACUAGAGAUCCCUGCAUUAGCAUGUUUCUGUUAGCUGAUAAAUCCUGAGAAAAUACCCCAUGUUGCUGGCCUGCUAAUGUGCCUGGACCUUGAAGGCUAAACAUUUGAGGGAAAAAAACAAUGUAUCCAAAUGAUUGUCCAAUCAGGCAGGCUAGAUGCAAUCAACUUGACAUUAAUAUGCAUUCAAAACACCAAGCUUUUGAGCAGUUAUUCAAAUGACAGGCUUUUCACUGCAGUCUACAGCCUAGACUAGAGUUUUGUACUCACUUGAAAACAAUAACAUUCUUCAUUACGUUGUUGUAGGCUACAUUUCUUGUCCCUAAAAGGCUCAAACUAUAGGGUAGCUUUUCAAGCUGGUACCAUGGGACUGGGAGGGAGCGCACUCAGCGCAGCCUCGGGAGCACAGUGUAGGCUACCUAUGAUUUUGUUAUCUGAUAAAAAAUACAUAUUUUUUGUAAAUUUAUGGGAUAUAUUCACUGCAGUAUUGAGCUUAUGAAUUAUGGGCUAAUAUGCAUAUGCUCCUAAUUUAAACUAUAGUCUACAUCCCAAGCCUGUCUGUCUUUGUUCUGUUGCGCAAUUACGCACCAGGCCUCUCCGCUACCAUGCCUGUUCCUCUUAAAUCUUGUGGAGUCCCAGGAAAAGCAAGACUACAAAAGUUUGUUGGACACUUACAGUUGAAGUAAUAAGUUUACAUACACCUUAGCCAAAUGCAUUUAAACUCAGUUUUUCACAAUUCCUGACAUUUAAUCCUAGUAAAAAUUCCAUGUCUUGGGUCAGUUAGGAUCACCAGUUUAUUUUAAGAAUGUGAAACGUCAGAAUAAUAGUAGUGAUUUAUUUCAGCUUUUAUUUCUUUCAUCACAUUCCCUGUGGGUCAGAAGUUUACACACACACACACACACACACACACGCACACACACACGCACACGCACACACACACACACACACACACACACACACACACACACACACACACACACACACACACACACACACAAUUAGGUAGCAUUGCCUUUUAAAUUGGUUAACUUGGGUCAAAUGUUUCGGGGAGCCUUCCACAAGCUUCCCACAAUAAGUUGGGUGAAUUUUGGCCCACUCCUCCUGACAGAGCUGGUGUAACUAAGUCAGGUUUCUAGGCCUCCUUGCUCGCACAGGAUUUUUCAGUUCUGCCCACAAAUUUUCUAUGGGAUUGAGGCCAGGGCUUUGUGAUGGCCACUCCAAUACCUUGACUUUGUUGUUGCCAUUUUGCCACAACUUCGGAAGUAUGCUUGGGGUCAUUGUCCAUUUGGAAGACCCAUUUGCGACCAAGCUUUAUCUUCAUUGCUGAUGUUGCUUCAAUAUAUCCACAUAAAUCUUCCAUCCUCAUGAUGCCAUCUAUUUUGUGAAGUGCACCAGUCCCUCCUGCAGCAAAGCACCCACACAACAUGAUGCUGCCACCCCCGUGCUUCACGGUUGGGAUGUUGUUCUUUGCUUGCUUCCCCAUUUUUCCUCCAAACAUGGUUAUGUUAUGUUAGGUUAUGUCGAUAUAGGACUCGUUUUACUGUGGAUAUAGUUACUUUUGUACCUGUUUCCUCCAGCAUCUUCACAAAGUCCUUUGCUGUUGUUCUGGGAUUCAUUUGCACUUUUCGCACCAAAGCAUGUUCAUCUCUAGGAGACAGAACGCGUCUCCUUCCUGAGCAGUAUGACGGCUGUGUGAUCCCAUGGUGUUUAAACUUGUGUACUAUUGAUCCCAUGAUGUCAAGCAAAGAGGCACUGAGUUUGAAGGUAGGCCUUGAAAUACAUCCACAGGUACACCUCCAAUUGACUCAAAUGAUGUCAAUUAGCCUAUCAGAAGCUUAUAAAGACAUUACAUAAUUUUUGGGAAUUUUCUAAUGUGUUUAAAGGCACUGUCAACUUAGUGUAUGUAAACUUCUGACCUACAGUGAAAUGAUCUGUAUGUAAACAAUUGUUGGAAAAAAUACUUGUCAUGCACAAAGUAGAUGUCCUAACCGACUUGCCCAAAACUAUAGUUUAACAAGAAAUUUGUGUAGUGAUUGAAAAAUGAGUUUUAAAUACUACAACCUAGGUGGAUGAAAACUUCUGACUUCAACUGUAGUUGUUGGGGAAUUGUUAGAUAAUUGUUUGAUACUACUGCACUGUCUGUACUAGAAGCACAAGCAUUUCGCUACUCUCGCAUUAACAUCUACUAACCAUUUGUAUGUGACCAAUAAAAUGUGAUUUGAUUUUACUAACCGUCGCGCCGAUCUGCAUCACAAAUAAAGGUUUUGGAUGCUG